GAUGCCCCCAGCGCAUUUCGUUCCAAAUACGGGAAGCACAGCGCGGGACUUUUGCAUGCUGGAGAGGAAUAUACUUUCCCACUUCAAACUCGCACUCCUGCUUUCUCUGCUAUCAUCCUCUCUUCUCCUGCAUGCACGGCUCGUUCCUCAAGAGAGGGAAGAUUCUCAUUCGAGCCAAAUACCACUUGCAUCGGUUGAAUUCGCGGCAGCGAUCGCAGCGAUAGUCGCGGGUGUAUGGGAGUACUACACCGGUUAUCUGGACCUUAGGCAGACGAAAGCAUUCUUGACGGGAACGAGGAACCACCUGAUUCUUAUGGGUGGUGUUGCGGGUGUCGUUUUUGGGACUUGCAUCGUUCUCCUUGUCCAAGGAGGGUG
Molecule: messenger RNA, 375 nt
Organism: Cyclocybe aegerita
Lineage: Eukaryota; Fungi; Basidiomycota; Agaricomycetes; Agaricales; Hemipholiotaceae
Source: the annotation of a GenBank genome assembly